This is a messenger RNA of Astyanax mexicanus (Mexican tetra), 8331 nucleotides long. It is a transcript of the gene nipbla, whose product is annotated as NIPBL cohesin loading factor a. Bases 319 to 7227 code for a protein of 2302 amino acids. The transcript has 46 exons. Gene Ontology annotation, biological process: embryonic viscerocranium morphogenesis; heart morphogenesis; replication-born double-strand break repair via sister chromatid exchange. Gene Ontology annotation, cellular component: Scc2-Scc4 cohesin loading complex. Gene Ontology annotation, molecular function: chromatin binding. Lineage: Eukaryota; Metazoa; Chordata; Actinopteri; Characiformes; Acestrorhamphidae. The record is from RefSeq and is a predicted model, not a curated record.
ACCGGGGUGGUUUUAGAACCGAUAAAUAAACUGAAUUACAGGGAAAUUAAAACGGAUUAAUAUGCGGAGCGAAUGGCGCGAAACUUUUCUCUCCUUUUUAAAGGCGGGAGGCGGGAGAGGGCGCACGGGGAUGCCAGUGCUGAUGUUGGGUCAAGUGUGACGCCCUGUAUCUGCUGAUCCCACGUAUCCUGCAGGGAGUGUGUUAUGGGUGGUUAGUGUGUGUGUUUGUGUGUGUGUGUGAUUAACUGUGUGUGUGUGUGUGUGUGUGUGUUUGUGUGUGUGUGUGUAUGUGUAAGCGCCCCGUGCCCAGUCGUCAGUAUGAAUGGGGACAUGCCUCAUGUGCCCAUUACCACCCUCGCGGGAAUCGCCGGGCUAACUGACCUUCUGAACCAGCUGCCCCUGCCCUCCCCCCUGCCCGGGACCACCACUAAGAGUCUGCUAUACAGUGUGCGGGUGGUGGAGGAGGUGGACCGGCUGCUGGCCUGCAGGGACGAUGCUCUGGUGGCGCAGCUGACAGGAGGACUGGCACAGGUCUCUACUGACCACAUAGAGCUGAAGGACAGUCUGAGUUCGGACGAGUUGGAGGGAGAUGUUCCGGUUCUGCUGCAGCUUCUGCUCUCCAGGAACCCCAGUAUCUUCAGGACCAAGACCAGCCCUACCACCCCCCAGUACAGCGCCCAGACUGCAGGUUUGGCGCAGCCGCAGAUGGCACCACCAUUCAAAAUGACCCAUAAUGCCAUGCAGGGCAGCCCGGCCACCACCAACUACCAGCAGGGCUCCAUCACUCACAGCCCGUCAGGGCGGUUUGUUGCAGGUCAGACAGGGUCCGGUGGGCGUUUCCUCCCCCAGCAGACGAGUCCUGUGCCAAGCCCGUACACACCCCAGAGCCCUGUCACUGGGUACAGACAGUUCCCCCACCCCCCAGCAUACGGCCAGCCGCAGCACCUGCAGCCAGGAUCUGUAGCCAGUCCCAUGAUUCCCGGUGAGAUGAGGAACCCCCUCGAGAGUAAGGAUGGAAUGAAUUUUUCUGGAGCUCCGCCCUUGCUGCAGUCGUCUCCGCCCUACACACCCCCACAGGAGGCGGAGCUGCUGUUGGGCUCUGUGGAGAAGGGGCGGGGUCUGAAGGGCGGUGAUGGAGAUAAAGUGGGGGUGUAUGAUAUGGUGGAUUCCCCGGAUGCGGAUGGUGAAAAGGUGCACAUGGUGCGCUCGCGGCCGGCGGUGGAGGCGGAGCUCGGGGGCGUGUUCUCUGGUUCUGAUGCGGAGGGGGAGCUGGUGGAGGCUCUCGCCGCCAUCGAGAGGAUGGAGAGUGAGGCUGCCAUGGAAACGGACCGUACCGCCAAAGAGGUUCAGGACAAAGAUAAGCCACUGAAGAAGAGGAAGCAGGACUCCCACCCGCAGGAGCCGACUGCAGGGGGUGUUGGGGGCGUUGCUUUGGGUAACCGGCUGGCCCCUGUGGAGGGCGGGGCACUGGGCGGGGCUGAAGACAGUUGCACGGCACGCAGUUGGCCACAAGAGCCUCAGGAGGGUGUGACCCCUAAACCCCUCCAGCGUGGAAAUCGGCAAGACGACAAGAAGGCGGACGCUCCGCGGCAGAAGCGCCGGUCCGAUGCUCACCACGACGAGGGAGACGCCAGCAAACCCGGCGAACUUCCGGCUUAUGAGCUCGGGGAGAACUCGGGGUUUAAGGAGCCUGAGGGGGCAGGGCAUGUGGAGGUGGGCACGCCCUUAUGUUGGAAGCAGCCGCGGGUGUGUCUGGAGCGGCUGGAGACGGAGGCGGAGCCGAAGAAGAGCGUGAAGCCUGUGGUGGUCCUGCAGAAGUUGUCUCGGGACGAGGUGGAGCGACUGAUGAAAGAGAAGGAGUCUCGCUCUAAAGCCAAAAACAGAUUGACCUCUGGGAGAUACGGGAAAGGUGUGGGGGACCCCUCCGUGCUGAAGGACCUUCCUCCCGAGCUGCUGGCGGAGAUCGAGUCCACCAUGCCGCUGUGUGAGCGGGUGAAGAUGAAUAAGCGUAAGCGCAGCACGGUGAACGAGCGCCCGCGCUACGCCGAGGACAGCUCAGACGAGGACGGCCGGGGGAACGCUGACUCUGCUCGUAAACGGCAGAAGAAGGACCGUGAUCGGACGUGGGAGUAUGAAGAGAGAGACAGAAGGAACUCUGGAGAACAUCGGCGAGGGGGCGGGCUCCAUGAAGGCCGCAGGGGGCGGGGCAGCCGCUACGAUGACUCCGAGGAUGACUCCCCCCCUCCCAGCCUCAGUGAAGUGGCACGGAGUCUGAAGAAAAAGGAGAAGGAGAAGAAAAGGAAAGCAUAUGAGCCCAAACUCACAGCUGAGGAAAUGAUGGAUUCCUCCACCUUCAAAAGGUUUUGCAACAGUAUAGACAACAUCCUAGAGAACCUGGAGGACGUGGACUUCUCUGUUCAGGAUGAUGAUGAGAUUCCUCAGGAGCUGCUGUUGGGGAAGCAGCAGUUGGGGGAGCUGGGCAGCGAGUCGGCUAAGAUAAAGGCGAUGGGCAUCAUGGACAGGAUCCCCUCUGAUAAGCUGGUGAAGCUGCUGAACAUCCUGGAGAAGAACAUUCUGGACGGAGCAAAUCUCUCCACCCUAAUGAGCCCAGAGAAUGAUGGUGAGGAUGAGGAGCGGUUAUGGAGGGAUCUGAUAAUGGAGCGAGUGACAAAGUCGGCGGACGCAUGUCUGACGUCUCUGAACGUGAUGACGGCGCUGCACAUGCCUAAAGCCGUGUACAUGGAGGACGUGAUCGAGAGGCUGCUGCAGUUCACCAAGUUCCACCUGCAGAACACGCUGUACCCGCAGUACGACCCCGUGUACCGCGUCGACCCCAAAGGAGGCUCCAUGCUGAGCUCCAGGGCUAAGCGUGCUAAGUGCUCCAGCACUAAGCAGAGAGUGAUUAUCAUGCUGUAUAAUAAAGUGUGUGACGUGGUCAGCAACAUCUCAGAGCUCCUGGAGAUCCAGCUGAUGACCGAUACCACCAUCCUUCAGGUGUCCUCCAUGGGGAUCACUCCGUUUUUUGUGGAGAAUGUGAGUGAGCUGCAGCUGUGUGCCAUCAGGCUGGUUACGGCGGUGUUCUCUCGGUAUGAGAAACACAGGCAGUUAAUCCUGGAGGAGAUCUUCACCUCUCUGGCCCGACUGCCCACCAGUAAACGCAGCCUCAGGAACUUCAGGUUGAACAGCAGUGAUGAUGAAGGAGAGCCGGUGUAUAUUCAGAUGGUGAGCGCUCUGGUGCUGCAGCUCAUCCAGUGUGUGGUGCACCUCCCCUCCGACAAGGACCAGCUCGAGGACGACCACAAAAAGGUGGAUGAGGAUGUGCUGAUAACUAACUCGUAUGAAACGGCUCGGCGAACGGCUCAGAACUUCCUCUCGGUCUUUCUCAAAAAGUGUGGCAGUAAGCAGGGGGAGGAGGACUACAGGCCGCUGUUUGAGAACUUUGUGCAGGAUCUUCUCUCCACAGUCAACAAACCCGAGUGGCCGGCGUCUGAGCUGCUGCUCAGCCUGUUGGGACGAUUACUGGUGCACCAGUUCAGUAAUAAGCAGACGGAGAUGGCUCUGAGAGUGGCGUCUCUGGACUAUCUGGGCACUGUAGCAGCUCGGCUCAGAAAGGACUCUGUUACCAGCAGAAUGGAUCAGAAAGCCAUCGACCGCAUAUUACAAGAGAGCUCAGGAAACGAUGAAACUCAGCAGCUACAGAAAGCUCUGCUGGACUACAUCGAUGAGAACGCAGAGACUGACCCGGCGCUUCAGUUUUCGCGGAAGUUCUACAUCGCGCAGUGGUUCAGGGACUGCACCACCGAGUGUGAGAAGGCCAUGCGGACUCAGAAGCAGGACGACUCUGACGGCGCUCAGCACGCUAAAGAGCUCCGGGCCACUCGAGACAUCAUGCAGCGAGCCGAGGCCCGCAAAAAAUUCCUCCACACCGUCAUCAAAGCCUCCACAAAUCAGUUUACUACGCUCAGGAUGAAUUCAAACACUGUUGACUAUGAUGACGCCUGCCUUAUUGUACGCUACCUGGCCUCCACCAGACCCUUCUCCCAAAGCUUCGACAUCUACCUGACACAGAUUCUGAGGGUGCUGGGGGAGAGUGCGAUUGCUGUCAGGACCAAAGCCAUGAAGUGUCUCUCUGAGGUGGUCGCUGUGGACCCCAGUAUUCUGGCCCGGGCGGAUAUGCAGCGUGGAGUGCACGGGCGUUUGAUGGAUAACUCCACCAGUGUGCGGGAGGCGGCGGUGGAGCUGCUGGGCAGGUUUGUGCUGAGCCGCCCUCAGCUCACAGAGCAGUACUACGACAUGCUCAUCGAGAGGAUACUGGACACGGGGAUCAGUGUGCGGAAGCGUGUGAUAAAGAUCCUGAGGGAUAUCUGUCUGGAACAGCCGGAGUUCACCAGGAUCACAGAGAUGUGUGUGAAGAUGAUCCGCAGAGUCAACGAUGAGGAGGGAAUCAAAAAACUGGUAAAUGAGACGUUCCAAAAGCUGUGGUUCACCCCUACGCCCAAUCACGACAAAGAGGCCAUGAACAGGAAGAUCAUCAACAUCACUGAUGUGGUGGCAGCGUGUCGGGACUCAGGUUAUGAUUGGUUCGAGCAGCUCCUGCAGAACUUACUGAAGUUGGAGGAGGACUCGUCCUAUAAACCCACCAGGAAGGCCUGCGUCCAGCUGGUGGACAAUCUAGUGGAGUACAUCCUCAAACACGAGGAGGCUCUCGCAGAGCAUAAGAGUGUGAACUCUACGCGUAUGGUGGCGUGCAUCACUACUCUGUACCUGUUCAGCAAGAUCAGAGCUCAGCUGAUGGUCAAACACGCCAUGACCAUGCAACCCUACCUCACUACCAAGUGCAGCUCUCAGAGUGAUUUCCUGGUGAUCUGUAAUGUAGCGAAGAUCCUGGAACUGGUGGUUCCACUGAUGGAGCAUCCGAGCGAAAGUUUCCUCACCACCAUCGAGGAGGACCUGAUGAAGCUCAUCAUCAAAUACGGCAUGACCGUGGUGCAGCACUGUGUGAGCUGUCUGGGCUCGGUGGUGAACAGGGUGACCCGUAACUAUAAGUUUGUGUGGGCGUGUUUUAACCGGUACUACGGCGCCCUGACCAAACUGAAAGUGCAGCACCAGGAGGGCAGUGCCAGCCUGGCACAAGCGGCAACCAAAGCCGCGCUGCUGCGCUCACUAUUCACUGUGGGGGCGCUGUGCCGACACUUCGACUUCGACCUGGAGCAGUUCAAGGGCAACACCAAGAUUGAGAUUAAAGAGAAAGUUCUGGAGCUUCUUCUGUACUUCACCAACCAUGAAGAUGAGGAGGUUAAAUGCAAAGCCAUCAUCGGCCUGGGGUUCAUGUUUAUAAUGCACCCCAGCCAGAUGUUCGUUCCAGAGGUGAAGACUCUGUAUAACGGGCUGCUCUCAGAACCCAAGAGCUCCGUCGCCCUGAAGAUCCAGGUGCUGAAGAACCUGCAGAUGUACCUGCAGGAGGAGGACUCGCGCAUGCAGGAGGCCGACCGAGAGUGGCAGAAGCUGUCUAAGCAGGAGGAUCUGAAGGAGAUGGGAGAUAUCUCGUCGGGGAUGAGCAGCUCCAUCAUGCAGCUCUACCUAAAGCAGGUACUGGAGGCGUUUUUCCACACGCAGUCCAGCGUCCGACACUUCGCCCUCAACGUCAUCGCCCUGACUCUCAGCCAGGGGCUCAUACACCCCGUACAGUGUGUCCCGUACCUGAUCGCCAUGGGAACGGACCCGGAGCCCACCAUGAGGAACAAAGCUGACCAGCAGCUGGUGGAGAUAGACAAGAAGUACACGGGCUUCAUCCACAUGAAGGCCGUGGCGGGGAUGAAGAUGUCGUUUCAGGUGCAGCAGGCCGUGGUGGGCGUGUCAUCGUCUGUGAUUCGCGGGUUCCGUAAAGACGAGUCGGUCACGGCGCUGUGCUCUCACCUCUACAGCCUGAUCCGCAACAACCGGAACCAGCGCCGAGCCUUCCUCAUCUCCAUGCUCAACCUGUUCGACGACAGCUCGAAGCUGGCGGUGAAGAUGCUGUUGUUUAUGGCUGAUAAUCUGGCGUAUUUCCCGUAUCAGAAUCAGGAGGAGCCGCUCUUCAUCAUGCACCACAUCGACAUCACACUCUCCGUAUCCGGCAGCAACCUGCUGCAGACCUUCAAAGAGUCUCUGGUCAGGCCGGCGGAUCGACCCCCCAGGAAGCGGCGUUUGCGGGUGCGGGUGAAGGAGCCGCGGCGGGAGCAGGAGGAGAAGAGGGAGGAGGAGGAGGAGGCAGAGAGAGGUGAGGAAGAGGAAGAUCAGGAGGAAGAGGAGGAGGGAGUGGUGAAGGUGCAGGAGGUGCAGGAGCACGGCCGCGGCUCGGAGGCGGAGUCAGAGUCGGAUUCUGAUCUGGAGGACGUGGAGGCAGUGAUGGAGCGUCUGCCCGGCGACAGUGCCGCCCUGCUGGACUUCGCCCGAGCGUCUCAGGGCAUCCUGCUACUGCUCGUCCUCAAACAGCACCUCAAAAACCUCUACGGCUUCUCCGACGGUAAAAUACAGAAGUACUCUCCCUCAGAAUCGGCUAAAGUCUAUGAAAAAGCCGUGAACAGGAAGUCCAACGUGCACUUCAGCCCUCGCCAGACCAUCGACUUCCUGUCUCACGACGACGUCCACAGCGAGCUCACCGACGACCUGCGGAGGAAGAUCGUCAAGCAGUAUCUUGACUUUAAGCUGCUGAUGGAGCACCUGGAUCCUGAUGAAGAGGAGGAGGAAGGUGAGGCGAGCGCCGCCGUCCGAAACAAAGCCAUCACCGCCCUGCUGGGGGGGGCAGGGGGGGGCAGCAGCCCCCGAAACCACCACCCGGCCGAGUCCGAGGAGGACGACAGCGAGGGGGAGGAGAGAGCGCCGGGGGCGAGUCGGCGCGGGAGGAGAGGUGCGGAGGCUCUGCAGGGGAACCUGGGUGAGUCGGUCAGCGCUCUGGACAUCGUGGCCAUUCACCGGCCGCGGUACCGGGAGCGCCCCCAGCUGGCCCGCGUCAUCCAGCGCACCGCCGAUGGCUACAGCGUCCAGUGGCUCUCCGGAUCCUACUCCAGCUCCUGGACCGAGGCCCGGCGCCGGGACGGCAGGAAACUGGUGCCCUGGAUGGAGAACAUCCGAGAAUCAGACAUCGUCUACAAGAAGAUCUCCCUCACCAGCGGCAACAAACUCACACACAAACUCACACACACACUGCGCAGCAUCUACACACACAGAGACCGCACCUCCAGCUAAUACACACACUAUACACACACACACACACUGCGCAGCAUCUACACACACAGAGACCACACCUUCAGCUAAUACACACACAAUAUACACACACACACACACACUGCGCAGCAUCUACACACACAGAGACCGCACCUCCAGCUAAUACACACACACUAUACACACACACUGAGCAGCAUCUACACACACAAAGACUGCACCUCCAGCUAAUACACACACACUAUACACACACACACACACACAGCGCAGCAUCUACACACACAGAGACCGCACCUCCAGCUAAUACACACACACUAUACACACACACACACACUGCGCAACAUCUACACACACAGAGACCGCACCUCCAGCUAAUACAUACACAGUAACAAACAAGCACUCCAAACGUCACACACACACUUAUUACAGGUCCAGUGAUGCCCAGUGUACUCGUGUUUGAGUCCCCUCACUCCCCUUUACACAAACACACACACACACACACAAUAAACACACACACACACACACACGCAUGCACACAAUACACACACACACAUUACACACACACACUAUAUACACACACACAAAAUGCGCUGUUAUACACUACAGACUAUACCAUUUUCUAUACUGUGUGUAAUGUAUGUGUGAGUGUGUGUAUAAUGUGUGUGCGAGUUUGUGUAUAAUGUGUGUGUGUAUUGUGUGUAUAGUGUGUGUGAGACGCUGGGGACUGAAAUGUUAGGAACAUUUGUACGGGUGCUUUUUGGCUGCUGUGCAGCAGAACUCCCUCUGCUUUGAUUUGUAUCCAGUGUAAAAUAGUUUAUGAUAAAUAUUGUUUAUAUCUAUACAGAAAUGGAAAUAUUUACUGAAUGUUGGAGAAAAUUAGUUUGUUGAUGUUUUUACAUUUUUCCUCCUCUUUUCUUUCUUAGCGCCGGAAUCUUUCUUACAGUCCGGCUCUUCCUGUCGUGGCGCCUCGGCGUCGCCGGCUGUGCGUUUUGUACGAUAGCGGGGUGUGGAUGUAAUUUAUUGUGUAAAGCAUGCAGUAUGCAGCCGGGCCAGCGGCCGCACGUGAUUGGCUGGAACAGUGGCUCCACCGAUGGAACAAAUACUGCAAUAAAUUUUCUACUUCUCUUA